AUGGCGGGUGAGACCAUGCAGGCUCGCGUGGAGCGCGUCCAGGAGCAGAUCUUCGACAUCAUCAAGGAGUACACGUUGAGCCAUUGCCCCCCGAUUCUCCAGUUGCGCGACCAGGCGGUGCGAUUGUUGCGGAAGGAGGGUCUGCUGAGGCGCCAGAAAACGAAUGGGCGCUACGUGGCCGUGCACCCGCGGAACAGGUACGGCGAUGGCAAAAUUCCAUCCCACGUGCGCACGCUGGUGCGCAGUUUUUGCAGCGACGGGUUCAGCAUGGAUGAGGUGGGCGUGCCCUUUGCCAUCGAGAUGCCACCCCCAUCUCACGAGCGCCACGCCGAGGCACUCGAGUUCAACGGAGACCUUGUCAAGGACUCCCACGGCUUCUUGCCGCCAUACGACGAGGGCGAGAUCAAAAUCCUUAGCGUGAGCAAGUCGCACACGACCCAGGCGACCCGCUGCAUUCAGUUUGGCAGCCCUACAGAUUCAGAUACCGUCGAGUUCGGUACCGACGGGAAGCUUGACAUCCACAAGAUCGGGUUGAAGCGCCCCACGUUGGCAGAUGCUGCGAAGGAGGGGUUUGAAUGGGACGUGCUUGUCUGGCAGGCUGAAGACGCAUUCGGCGCCAUUAUAGACUUGCUCCAGGAGUCUGGAAAUGCUGCGCAGAAGGUUUCCAUGAAUGAGACUAGGUGGGAGACCUUGUUCAAGAUGCACGGGGACGUGCAGAAGAUCGUCACCAACUUCGAAGCCAAUAAAAAGGAGGGCGACAUCUUGAACCCCGACGUCGCGUGGGGUAGGGCAAUAACGAAAGCGCAAUCCAGAAAUCCAGAUUUCGUUUCAGAGAUCCAGAGUUUGGCGACGUUUGCGAGGAAGCUCGCUGGUGGACCAGACGCACCGAAUUUGAAGGAGCUUCUGGCUUUCAACCGUUCGUGCCAGAAGCCGCGCAUUGUGCAGGGCCCCGUCUUGGCGGCGGUGGCUGAUGCAGUGAUCGGCUCGGAUGGUUUGGGCUGCAUUCCCGUCCGCAUUGAUUGCGUAAAGGCAAUGAUGAGCGCCGACAGCAAGUAUGCAUCGGGCGACUUUCAGAACCUCUUUGCAUCGGGUGACUUCGGGCUUAAGCUCACGAGUAACAAGGAAGUGCAGAGCAUGAUCUCGCAGGCAGACAUCAUGAAAUCGAUGGCUAUAGACAUCGCAAAAACUGUCAACCUGUCAGAAGACAACGCGGCCGUGAAGACGUUGAUCAACAGGUUCGGCAUGAGGCUCGUGCACCACUGCAUGAAGAAGCCCGACCCCAGGAGCCAAAAGUUCGAGUCGCUUCACCACAUCGGCUACGAGUACGUGCAAGACCUGGCUACCAUUGCAGGCACGCAGAUCACAUCCCCGUGGGCGAAGAAAGGAGCCCCGCCCAGAGCUCCCGCGCAGCAAGCUGCGGCUUCUGCACAAGUGCAGAGCGUAGGCGGAAUCGCCGACAGGAUGUACAAAUUGGCAAGUAUGGGCGUGAGCGCCAAUUGCCACAUCGAGGUCAUCAAGAUGAAAACUGUAUACAAGGUGCAGGAAGUCAAGGAGGAUGAGAUCAAGCUGCAGAGCAUCGGCGAUGGGAGCGACUACACAGUCGAUUCGGCAUACCUCCUGAAAUCGCUACUCACCCCGCGUGCACAAGAGUUCACGGUGAUCACAAAACGCGAGCCGAAGAAGGACGCCGCGCUCUCCCCCUUCCACGCUUGCAAGCCUGCCAGGUGCGACCCGCGCUCGAACUCGGACUGGCAGCGCAUGGUGUUGGUUUGUCACGUGACGUCGGCGCUUGAUGCAUUGGGUAACCUACAGGGGGCAGCGGGCGAGAUGGUCGACAUCGUGACGGAGCCCACGGAGCACCGCGGCGUGUACGCCAAGGUUGACAUCGAUGUCUCCAGCGCGAUCUUCCCGCCCUUCUCGACCAAAGUUGCCUUCUCGGAUGCAGCUCCAGACGGUGCCAUCGACGUCGGCGCGGAGAUCACUAAUGCGGACGGCGUCGCGCAGAAGCUUUACAUCUUCAUGAAGCUGCAGAAGCAUGAUCCAGGCGGCAUCGCGGACAACACGCGCGGCAGCUACAAGAUGGCGAAGAUAGAAGGGUCCAUGCCGCACUACUGGCUCAUUGACAAAGAGGUGACCGACCCCAAGAAGUCUAACAUGGCCAUCAAGCUUCACACCGUUGACGCCUCGGUCGGCGCGGAGAAGUUUACAUUGAAAAUACCGUUCCUGGAAAACACCAAACCCAUCAAAAAGGGUGACAAGCUUCGUGCACUGAAGCCGCAGGCGGCGAAGGCGCCGCCGAUGAAGAGGGUCCGCACGCAGUAG
Molecule: messenger RNA, 2322 nt
Organism: Prorocentrum cordatum
Lineage: Eukaryota; Dinophyceae; Prorocentrales; Prorocentraceae
Source: the annotation of a GenBank genome assembly